Molecule: messenger RNA, 1613 nt
Organism: Octopus bimaculoides (California two-spot octopus)
Lineage: Eukaryota; Metazoa; Mollusca; Cephalopoda; Octopoda; Octopodidae
Product: von Hippel-Lindau disease tumor suppressor
Source: RefSeq, a predicted model, not a curated record
UUGCGCAUGCGCUUUUAAUAAUCACGCGCCAUGUUCCUUUCUCAAUCAAAAUAUUAUCGCCAAUACACAAGUUGGGAUAACAUUAUAUACAUGUAGCUACGGAUGGUGUCUCUGUUUGAUUUUCUUGUCAGUGUUCGUAAUGAUGUCGUUGGGAAAUAAAUCUGACAUAGCUGUUCAGAUUUUCUCAUAUUCCUAACGUUUGAGUUUCCUGAAUUACGUCCCUUCGAAACAGUAGAUAACAGAAACUGUAAUUAUGUCAGAAGUUGAAGCUCCUCGAGUCAAGUCACAGCCAUCCUGUCAAAAGUCUUAUAUAAGAUUUAUGAACUGUACUGAAAGAGAAGUUGAUAUAGUUUGGUUGAACUAUGAGGGUGUCAGUGUCCAUUAUAAAACUUUGUCAUCCCAGCAUUGGGUUGAUGUGAACACCUUUGUCGGACAUCCAUGGAUUUUUCGGGAUACAAAUACCGGUGACAAAUUAGUAGUCCAGUUGAAGGAGGUAUAUGAACCAGUGGCUCACUGCUACCAACGGGAUGGCACUUCUCGCAGAGUUGUUAAUAUUGUAAUACCAGUUUACAAUCUCAAAGAAUGUUGCCUGCAAAAAUUAAGAGCCAUCAUUCCGUGUAAUCAAAUUGAUGAUUUGGAACUACCAAAAAGCUUAAUAUGGGAAAUGAAAAAAUAUUUUUACAAGAGCUCAUAUCUUGGCAAACCUGUUUCCAUAUCUAAGAGUUGAGGUAUACAAGUACAUCAGUAUGGUUGGUUUGUGAUGAAACCUUGCUAAUUGUGUAUAUACACAUUUCUAGACAUGGAUCAAUAAGUUCAUUUUGUCUGUCGUGUGUGUGUGUAUGUUUGUGUGCAUGCGCGUGCAUGUGUUUAUAUGUAUAUAUGUACACCUCCUCAACUUACAACCUAUGCAAAUUAUGACCAUCUGCACUUACGACCACAAAAAAAAAUAAGGGAAUAAAAAAAUCAACUUUUGGACUUGGGCAGCUGCGCAUACUAUAACUAUGACAGCAUCUGGCAACACUGGACUCCCUCAGACCCUGGCAUCCAUUGCCUGCGGCUGUCUCACACUCAGUCGCUUUCAAGCACCAUUUACAUAUGAAUGAAAAUAGUGUUGAAAAAUAUAAAUCCGACAUACAUUCAGAUCAGUUUAUGACCUGUCACUUGGAACAGAACUCUGUCAUAAGCUGAGGAGAAGGUGUAUAUGAAAUAUGUAUGUAUGUAUGGUUGGCAGUCUGAACAAAAAUCAAACACUCAGUAUUAUGUAGAGUAUAAAAUAUAUGAGGAAACAAACAGAGGUUAACUGUUCAUUGACUGACUAUGAGUUUCACAGCAAAUUUAUAUCCAUAGAGCAGAAGCUCUACCUACUAACACAAACUAAUAUCUUGUUCUUGUUGGUAAAAACAUAAUGGUACUGAUGAACAGAAGUAUUAUGAUUAUAAAUAACAAUAUUUCUUCCAGUGAAGUUAAGAGUCUGUUGAUGAACAGACAGUUUUGUAUGUAUAUCUAUUAUGUGUGUAAGCGGAGAGAGAAAGAAAUUAUUAUAUAGACAUAUGCAUACAAACAUAUGUUUAUAUAUUUAUAUAUGUGUGUGUAUAUAUAGAUAUAUAUAUAUA